Rubroshorea leprosula is the source of this 1153-nucleotide messenger RNA. Lineage: Eukaryota; Viridiplantae; Streptophyta; Magnoliopsida; Malvales; Dipterocarpaceae. The record is from the annotation of a GenBank genome assembly.
ACAAACAGAUGUAGCUCUUUUUUUCAUUUUUGAAGUUUUUAACCUGUUUCAUGAAUGAGUAGAAGAGGAGACAUGGGUAAUUGUGCGUUGGUUCACAGCAGCACAGACCCGGGUAUGACACUUGGAGUCCAGAUUGAAUCACCCAAUCUGGAAAUGAUGGUCGAGGUAGAAAAGCCAGUUGCUGAACUGGGUUUGGAGAAUCAGAGGGGAGAAGACAGUUUUCGAGAGUUGGGUAAAGCCGAUUUCUUUUUUGAUUCACAGCUCUGCUUAGAUUCUGAUUGUGAAGGUUUCUUCAGUGUCAAUGGGGAUCCUACCCCUUCUCAAGAUAACACUCCCAUGCGUCCUAAAAGGUCCAUAGAAAAUUCUGUACCUGACAAAGCUCCUGGAGUGGAUGAUGAACCUUCACCAAAUGAUAUGAAAAAACAACUAAUUGAGCUCUUUUGUGAAAGCUUCAACAGUAUUGCCUCUGUGAAUGUUGAUCAAAAUUUAGCUCUGCUCAUCGUUUGCAGCUCUAAACUUGCCAGUAUUAGAAGGAAGCCUAAGUCAAGAAUCAUUUGUUCUGUGGUAAAGUCGAUUUCUAUUUUGAUUCAUAUGCUUGCUGAGAUUCUGAUUGUGAAGAUUACUUCAGGGUCAAUGGGGAUUUUUCACAUAGAUCCUACCCCUUCUCAAGAUAACACUCCCAUGCGUCCUGAAAGGUUCAUAGAAAAUUCUGUACAUGACAAAGUUCGUGGUGUGGAUGAUGAACCUUCACCAAAUGAUAUGAAAAAACAACUAAUUGAGCUCUUUUGUGAGGGCUUCAACAGUACUGCCUCUAUGAAUGUUGAUCAAAAUUUAGGUCAGCCAGAAGACAAACUUGCAAACCUUGCCCAACCUGAAAGAUCUACCAUGAAAAGCUUAGCUGCAUCAAUACCAAACUCCACACCUAGUGGUGAAAUAACUCCAUAUAGAGGAUCCAUACCCAAAAAUGAGAAAUCAAACCAGUCUACACAAUGCUGCCUUCCAGGUUUGGUGUGAAGCCUGAGCUUUGGUGAGAGAAAGCGGUUGAACCCUCGCAAAACUAAUGGUUUGUAAGCCAAAUGUUUAUGUUGUAUGAAUCCUUUUAGAAUUUCACACUUCAGAAUUACCAUUUUGGUAAGAAAGCCAAAAUCUCAAU